Molecule: messenger RNA, 2376 nt
Organism: Orbilia oligospora ATCC 24927
Lineage: Eukaryota; Fungi; Ascomycota; Orbiliomycetes; Orbiliales; Orbiliaceae
Exons: 7
Coding region: 1-2376 (791 amino acids)
Biological process (GO): mRNA 3'-end processing by stem-loop binding and cleavage
Cellular component (GO): mRNA cleavage and polyadenylation specificity factor complex
Molecular function (GO): 5'-3' exonuclease activity; RNA endonuclease activity; RNA binding
Source: RefSeq, a predicted model, not a curated record
AUGGCGAAUAAACGUAAGGCGGACGCGUCGGUUGACGAGGUGCUUGACCCAAGCGAUAUGCUCUCGUUUAUAUGUCUUGGAGGAGGCAGUGAAGUCGGUCGGUCUUGUCAUAUCGUCCAAUACAAAGGAAAGACGGUGAUGUUGGACGCUGGAGUCCAUCCAGCAUACGACGGAAUCUCCAGCUUGCCAUUCUACGACGAUUUCGACCUUAGUACAGUCGAUAUUUUGCUCAUAUCCCAUUUCCAUCUUGAUCAUGCUGGGUCCCUCCCAUAUGUCCUUACGAAAACGAACUUCCGGGGUAGAGUGUUUAUGACCCACCCGACAAAGGCGAUAUACAAGUGGUUGAUGAGCGACAGCGUUCGUGUUAGUAACACAACAUCAGAGCAAACGACCCAGUUAUUUUCCGAAACCGACCAUCUUUCCUCGUUUUCCCAAAUAUCGGCGAUCGAUUAUUACCAAACACUUCAUCAUUCUUCGAUUGCGAUUACACCAUACCCCGCCGGCCAUGUUCUUGGUGCGGCGAUGUUUCUUAUCGAAAUUGCAGGUCUUAAGAUUUUGUUUACAGGGGACUACUCUCGCGAGGACGAUAGGCAUCUCGUUUCUGCGAGCCUGCCUAAGCAUAUCAAACCUGAUAUUCUCAUCACGGAGAGUACAUACGGCACAGCUUCGCAUAUGCCGCGACCGGAGAAAGAGGCUCGCUUUAUAUCGCUGGUCACGAGUAUCCUAGAUCGUGGUGGUAGAGUGCUCAUGCCAGUGUUUGCGCUAGGGCGGGCUCAAGAACUCCUUCUGAUAUUGGAAGAAUAUUGGGAAGUCCAUGAGAGAUAUAGACAGUACCCAAUCUACUACGCAUCUUCAUUGGCGAGACGGUGUAUGUCUGUAUACCAAACAUAUAUUCAUGCCAUGAAUGACAACAUCAAGGCACUUUUCCGAAGCAAAAUGGCUGCGAUUGGCGAAGCUGCUGGGAAAGAUGGCCAAGUCAUUGGUGGCACAAAUCCAUUCGAAAUGAGAUGGGUUAGAUCAUUGAAAUCCUUAGAUCGCUUCGAUGAUGUUGGUGGAUGUGUCAUGCUGGCUGCUCCUGGUAUGAUGCAAAACGGAGUUUCUAGAGAGCUACUUGAAAGGUGGUGCCCAGACCCGAAGAACGGUGUCAUAUUGACAGGCUACUCUGUCGAGGGGACUUUGGCAAAGAGCAUCUUGAACGAGCCAACGGAGAUCCAAGCGUUCAAGAAGGAGCACACGAGUCGUCGAAGCGGCAGAGAGGAAGCUGAUAGGGUUAUGAUCCCGAGACGGUGCAGUAUUGAUGAACUGAGUUUUGCUGCACAUGUUGACUAUGGUCAAAACAGCUCGUUCAUCGAAGAAGUUGGUGCGAAAGUCAUUAUCUUGGUACAUGGAGAAACGAAUGCUAUGGGCAGGCUGAAGAGCGCCCUGUUAAGCAAAUAUCACGAUAGAAAGGAUAAACCAAGAAUCUACAACCCAAAGAAUUGCGAGGAACUUAAUAUACCAUUUAAAGGAGAAAAAAUUGCAAAUGUUGUAGGCAAGCUCGCAAAACACCCCCCUCAUCCAUCAAAAGACGUCGACAAAGCAUUGGUCAAGACUGGCCAGGAACAGAUAUUCGCUGGUGUCCUUGUACAGAACGACUUCAAAUUAUCGUUGAUGUCCCCUGAUGAUCUACGAGAAUACGCAGGUCUUACUACAACAACAGUGAUGUGCAAGCAACGGGUUCCACUGAGCACCGCAGGUGCCGGCCUCGUUCGAUGGAGUUUAGAGAGCAUGUUCGGAGGAAUUGUCACCGUUAAGAAAGAAAGAACAAACGGGUAUAUUGAAGACGAAGAUGAAGGUUCGAAAGAAGCAAAUGGGGAGCAGAAAAAUGUAAAAGACCAAGCCUCGCGGGAGGAAACCUUCAGGGUAAUGGACUGUGUCACGGUAUCCUGCCGCUCUGGAUAUGUUGAACUCGAGUGGGAAGGGAACAUCCACAACGAUGGAAUUGCGGACGCUAUUUUGGCGAUUCUUCUAAGCAUUGAAAGUGCACCAGCGAGUGUCAAGUAUUCUACAAAGCCACAUAGUCACAAUCAUGACCUUCCUUCAGACCACGCCAAUAUUGAUUUAUCGACCCGCCUUGAUAGGAUCCUCUGGUUUUUGGAGGCCCAAUUCGGAGACGGAGUUCAACCUAUCGAACCCGACGGGGACGAAAUCGACCUUGCAAAAGGCAAGGUUAACCUCAAACUACGAAUCCAAGUUGACGAACACCUAGCCAUUGUUCGAUUCGACCCUCUGGAAGUUGAAUGCAAGUUUGAGGCACUUCGUCAAAGAAUUAUGGCUGUCCUUGAGAGAGCAAUUGACACGGUUGCGCCAUUUGUAGACCUCCAGGUCGGCCACUAG